This is a messenger RNA of Aspergillus chevalieri, 2220 nucleotides long. RefSeq lists its product as uncharacterized. The record is from RefSeq and is a predicted model, not a curated record. Gene Ontology annotation, cellular component: nuclear envelope; meiotic nuclear membrane microtubule tethering complex. Gene Ontology annotation, molecular function: protein-membrane adaptor activity. Bases 1 to 2220 code for a protein of 739 amino acids. The transcript has a single exon. Gene Ontology annotation, biological process: nuclear envelope organization. NCBI's taxonomy places the organism in Eukaryota, Fungi, Ascomycota, Eurotiomycetes, Eurotiales, Aspergillaceae.
AUGCCUCCUAAGCGCGCUGUGAAUCGGCGUGAUGGCCCAGUAGCGCGCUCCAACGACCACGGAACCCGUUCAUAUCUCGCGGAGAUCUCCGGCCCACAAGCCACGAAUCCAAACCUGCCAAACAUUCCGGCGAAACCUUCCUGGGGUUACGGGUCAUCGACAGCGCCGGUCUUCCCUCGCCAACUGUCGAUAAAGUCGGGGAUGAAUGUGGACGAUAUGGCGGAAAGCAUUGAAUCUGGAGUGAAGAACGCGCAGGAUCGCGACGAGAACGGUCAAGAGAAUCCCCCGAAAGCAAACCCGAAGCCCCGUGCAAAUUCGCGACAAACAAGACGAUCGGUGUCCGCCAGUGUUUCUCCAGCGCGCCGUCGGAGAAGACGCGAACCUACUCCGGAUCAGGUGCAAUUGCUUGGUACGCUGAGAGAAUCCACGGUCUCUCCGAACCCUCACGCUAGAGACGGCCUGUCGACCGCGACGCCGUCACCUCCGAUUCCACACGCCAUCUCGACAGAAUCUAGUCCUCCCCCUGUUCCCCCAUACCCGACUUUACCAUCAAACGAGCCUCUUUAUCCCUCUCCGCUUCUUCGACUCGAUUCAACAGCUCGCCCGGGUGCCCCGCGUGAGGGCUCACCCCAGCAAGAAGACUCUCUUGACAACGAGUCGGUUAUUUCGUGGAGCCUGGAACGGAAUAUUCAUGAAGAUGAUUUACAACGAACCCGCCCCGCUAGGUUUCGCGAGGAGCGACAUGGCAGGAACCUCACAGCGCCGCCUCGACGAUUCUCUGGUCUUGCGUUCGCAAACGAAACUAUUCAGGAGGAAGAUGAGCCUGAGUCAGAGGCCUCUGCUAAGAACUCGCCUACGCCCGAGCCGGUACCAGAACCCCAGACUCAAAGCAAUGCACAGCCCAGCCCUCCGCCAGAACGUCAACCAGAGCCCGGGCCCGCGCCUGCCCCAGAGCCUGCUCCCGAACUUGCCUCCGAACCUGCCCUCGAGCUCGAACCGCCCACGGCCCCUACGAGGACAAUUAUACCUGGGAUUAAUCUGCGUGAAACCUCGUUUCUUGAAUCUAGCCCACCAUCGCCAGUGCAGUCCGUCAAGGCCGCAGUCAAAUCCGGGGUGCAAUCCAUUCCCAGACCACCCUUUUCUUUCCGCCAAAGCCAAGCGGCUAGGAUAGCUGCCAUUCUCAUUCUGGGGACACUUUCUGUCUUCACGGUCUUUACUUUCAGUGAAGAUUUGGCCGAUAUCUCCAGCGGCAUCCGCUCCCGUCUCCCAUUCGGCAGACAAUCGCCUUACAUUCCAUUGGACGGUACCGCAAUGGAUGCUAUUCACAGUCUCAGCAAACAUGUGGCAAGGAUAGACACGCGGGUUUCGUCGCUGUCUGGGGAGGUGGCUACUGUCAGGUCGGAGGUCGAGAAUAUGCCACCCUCGACGACUGUGGUAGAGCCCGUGCCGGUUUGGAAAGCAACACCCACGCCAAGGAUCAAUUUCCUCACGCAAAGCAUGGGCGUGGAAAUCGAUCCUCAAAAAACAAGCCCGACUGUCGGCUUGCCGUCUAACUUUUUCGAGCGUGCUACUCAUCGUUUAAUGGAACCCGCCACGAGUUUGGUCAGAUGGCUCUUUUCCUCUCCAGAGCCAUUGGGGCCUCUCGCGGCUUUGACGCAUUGGGAAGACGCGGGAGAUUGUUGGUGUAGUACCCCGGAUUCUGGUGUGUCCCAAUUGUCUGUCGUACUAGGCUUGCCGAUGACACCGGAAGACGUUGCUGUGGAGCACAUUCCGAAAGGCGCCACUGCCGAUCCAGAAUCAGCACCUAGAGAGAUGGAGCUAUGGGCUCACUACGUUGUUAGAAGUGAAGAUUCCUCUACGAGCCGAUCUUGGAUGCCGUCUUUCCUCUCGUCCUCGAAAAAAUCCCCCAAGCGAUCUGGGUCUACAGGCUUCUCGGAUCAGUAUUUGCCGCGUGAGAAGAUCAUGGACGCCCUCCGCAUUGCCUAUCGCGGUGAGCCCGAUGGUUUUUUCUCGGACGACGAGCUCUUGGGUCCUACUUUCUACCGCAUCGGACGGUGGACGUAUGACAUUAAUAGUCCGGACCAUGUGCAAGAUACUAACCUAGCAGCUGUUAUCGAUUCGCCUGAUAUCAAAGUGGAUCACGUGGUGUUUCGGGUCAAAUCUAAUUGGGGUUCUGAUUCUACCUGCAUGUAUCGGUUGAAGUUAUACGGGCAUCUGUGA